This is a messenger RNA of Conger conger (European conger), 1743 nucleotides long. RefSeq names its product signal-transducing adaptor protein 1-like. The transcript is spliced from 10 exons. NCBI's taxonomy places the organism in Eukaryota, Metazoa, Chordata, Actinopteri, Anguilliformes, Congridae. The record is from RefSeq and is a predicted model, not a curated record. The coding region runs from base 10 to 1047 and encodes 345 amino acids. Gene Ontology annotation, molecular function: signaling adaptor activity; protein kinase binding. Gene Ontology annotation, biological process: positive regulation of B cell receptor signaling pathway; cell surface receptor protein tyrosine kinase signaling pathway.
CACUGCACCAUGGCAGCCAUUAGCCCUGUUUCCAGAGUUAUCAUCAAGAGGAGAGAUAAAAUAACUGCUUUGCCCCUUUACUAUUUUGGAUAUUUACUGAAAAAGUACACUGGAGAGAAGAAUUACAAACAGUACUUUGGAGAGCUACGGGGAUCCACAAUCUUCCUUUACACAGAUGACACACAUGACACAUAUUCUGAGAGGGUGGAGCUACAAAACCUGGUGUCGAUUGACACAACCAAAACCAAGGGAGGCCUCACAAUCUUCACUUUACAACUGCAGCAUGAAGAAAUUCAGCUGAUGAUUGAUAAUGCAGAUACGGUUGAAGUGUGGCGAGGCUUCAUAAUGACUGUGGCAAAACUGGAGAUCCCCCGCAGGCUGCAGCUGCUUCCCGGUCAGAGGCUGCGACUAGAGGAGGUCCUGGAGAAAGAGCGUCAGAGGACCGCCCCACCCCUCCAGCCAAUCACAAGUGACCCGAACUGCUGCAGGUGGUGCCUGCUUCCCCCCUCGCCCCUUGUUUCCACGGAGACUUAUGACGACAUUCAUACCUUGCCCCUCUGUUUCUUCUCUGUGACCCGUCAGGAGGCUGAGGAGAUGCUGGCCCAGCAUCCGCAGAAAGGGAAUAUCAUCCUACGUCCAGCCACCGAUACUGUAAACUAUGCCAUUACUGUGAGGAUGGUAAUCAACAGUGGCCCAACUGUGAAACACUACAAGGUGCGGUCAGAAAAAUCCGGAUUUUUAAUCGAGUUGGAUGAACCGGUGACAGUUCCCAGUCUCAGGGAUGUCGUCAACCACUUUGUGAAAACAACCUCGCACUGUCUCCAGCCUUACACCGAGACUGAGGACUACGACACAUGCAUAGAGGUGUCGCCUACCUCGUCCGUUUCACCACUGAAAUCACCACCGGCCAGAGUGGCACCCAGAAUCCGUGCUGGACUCACCCCACCCACCGCAACAUGCCAGCCCCUACCCCAAAAGCCCCUGGAGGAGGAGAAUACAUACCUUGAUCCAGACCUCAUUGAGCAAGACUCAAGAGGCAUUGAAUGAGUAACUUCCCCAGACUGCACAAAGAAGAGGGAGGGAUCAGCAGGCAUCUGGAUGGGAAAGGAAAGGGUUAAUACAAACAACUAAUUUCAAAAAUGACCAUGUGCCUCAUAUUUGCUUAUUAGCUCAACCUAUCCAGUAUUUUAGUAUAGAAGGGUUCGCAUUUUGUACAUCACUCUGGACUAGUAUAAACUCGACAUGUCAAAGAGGGUGCAGAAAUGUAUGCACCCAAACUGGUCUCCUAGAAAAAAUGCUACAUUGUUCGAUAUUCAAUAUAAGUUGAAAUUGUAUCCCCAUCUCACAAAUGAAGUACUGCAUGCAAACUGAGACCACAGCUCACUAUAAUCAUUACGUAUUAUUAGAAGGGUAGAAAUCUUGAUUCUUAUUCUGUAUAUUCAUAGACACAUAUAGACAGUAUAGAACUAUACUGUUCACGGUCAAUAAAACUAGACUGCAAAAUUAGGCUGCUGAUUUACAUAAUCUGUAUACAAUAUACAGUGGUGUGAAAAAGUGUUUGCCCCCUUCCUGAUUUCUUCUUUUUUUGGAUGUUUGUCACACUUAAAUGUUUCAGAUCAUCAAGCAAAUUUAAAUUAGUCAAAGACAACACAAGUAAACACAAAAUGCAGUUUUUAAAUGAAGGUUUUUAUUAUUAAGGGAGAAAAAAAAUCCAAACCUACAUGGCCCUGUGUGAAAAAGUGA